AUGGUCCCGGUGCCCAACAGCACGGCGGUGACAUGGCCGGAGCCGGAGCAGUCGCCCUGCAUGGUUGGCAUCUUCCCUGUCGUGUACUACAGCGUCCUGCUGGGCCUGGGGCUGCCAGUGAACGUCCUGACAGCCGUGGCCCUGUCCCGCCUGGCCACGAGGACCAAGAAGUCAUCAUACUGGUACCUGCUGGCCCUCACCACCUCCGACAUCCUCACCCAAGUCUUCAUCAUCUUCGUGGGCUUCAUUCUGCAGACGGCCAUCCUGGCACGGGCGGUGCCUCGCGCCUUCAUCCACAUCGUCAACGUUUUGGAGUUCACGGCCAACCACGCCUCCAUCUGGGUCACCGUCCUGCUCACCGUGGAUCGCUACGUGGCCCUGUGCCACCCGCUGCGGUACCGCGCCGUCUCCUACCCCCGCCGCACCCGCAGGAUCAUCGCCGCCGUCUUUGCCGUGGCUCUGGCCACCGGCAUCCCCUUCUACUGGUGGCUGGACGCCUGGCGUGACGCCGAUCCACCCACCGCACUGGACAGGGUGCUCAAAUGGGUGCACUGCGUCACCAUCUACUUCCUGCCCUGCAGCAUCUUCCUGGCCACCAACUCAGUCAUCAUCCACAAACUGAAGCAGCGCGGACGCUCCGGGAGACGCCGGCUGCACCGGGGCAAAACCAUGGCCCUCCUCCUGGCCAUCACCACUGUCUUCAUCGUGCUCUGGGCUCCCCGCACUGCUGUCAUGAUGUGCCACCUCUACGUGGCCUCGGUCAAGCGGGACUGGCGCGUGCACCUGGCCCUGGACAUCGCCAACAUGGUGGCCAUGCUCAACACCACCCUCAACUUCUUCCUCUACUGCUUUGUCAGCGAGACGUUCCGCCGCGCCGUGAGCGAGGUGCUCUGUGGCCACACGUGGCAUGGCCUCCGCCACAGCGGCGCCCGCUUUGUGCCCCCAGCCCCGAGCCCACUGCAGCUGCUGGGCACGGCGUGCUCAGCAGGGUGCUGCCACCAGCCGAGGGUCUCGGUGCUCACCCAGCACCCAGUGGGAUCACGCUUGAGGGAUGCAGCCCCGCUGUGCCCACACCCGCAGAGCUGCGGUGCUGGGGGUGGUGGGAGCUCACAGCUGCUCUCCAGCUCCAACGACACAGCAAACCUGCGCCCAGGGCUGGGCCCAGGUGAGCUCUGCAGCCCCGGGGAGGAGGCAAUGUGAUGGGGUCGAGCUCUCCUGCAUAAACUCCGAUG
Messenger RNA from Centrocercus urophasianus (Greater sage-grouse), 1232 nucleotides. It is a transcript of the gene GPR142, whose product is annotated as G protein-coupled receptor 142. Gene Ontology annotation, cellular component: membrane. The transcript has 2 exons. The coding region runs from base 1 to 1200 and encodes 399 amino acids. The record is from RefSeq and is a predicted model, not a curated record. Gene Ontology annotation, molecular function: G protein-coupled receptor activity. Gene Ontology annotation, biological process: G protein-coupled receptor signaling pathway. NCBI's taxonomy places the organism in Eukaryota, Metazoa, Chordata, Aves, Galliformes, Phasianidae.